Alosa alosa (allis shad) is the source of this 1374-nucleotide messenger RNA. RefSeq names its product kelch-like protein diablo. The record is from RefSeq and is a predicted model, not a curated record. Gene Ontology annotation, molecular function: protein binding. Bases 36 to 1019 code for a protein of 327 amino acids. Lineage: Eukaryota; Metazoa; Chordata; Actinopteri; Clupeiformes; Clupeidae. The transcript is spliced from 8 exons.
CAAAGGACAGCAGUCUUCACAGGACACUGUGAGAUAUGGGGGUCUACACACAACAUGGAGAAACUUUGGACUCCACAACUCUUAAUAGGUCAUUAGAGCCUCAAGGUUCAGCUAUACCUGCCAGUCAGAACAACAGGAAAGCCAAACCCUCACAAUCAGAUGUGGUGUAUGUGGUGGGUGGAUGGAGCAAAGAUGACCCCUUGUGUCCCGUUGAACAAUUUUGCACUGAGUAUAACGAAUGGAAAACGACCACGCCCAUAAUGCGUCAUCGUAGAGACGCAGGAGUGUGUGCUGUCGGCAGGUUUAUCUACAUGGUCGGUGGUGCCGACGAGAUUACUUGUAUUAGCAGCAUGGAGAGGUAUGACCCUGGUCAAACUGUGUGGAAUGGUGAGCUGCCUUCAAUCUCCUCUCCAAGAAGUAGAGUGUGUGUUUGUGAGAUGGACGGAUGCCUUGUCUGCAUUGGAGGCUUUGACGGACACAUGUACCUCAAUUCAGUAGAGAGGUAUGAUUCCUCCCGUAAUGCCUGGUCUAAGCUGGCACCUUUGCAGCACAAGAGGGCUGGGGCUACUGCUGUGGUGAUGAAUGGACAGCUCUAUGUCAUAGGAGGAACUGAUGGGAACACCAUCCUUGAUUCAGUGGAGCGCUUCGACCCAGCAGAGGGAUGCUGGGCUCUGUGCCCACCACUCCGGACCCCGCGCGAGGGCGCCGGCAGCACCGUGUUUCUGGGUCGGAUCUACGUGGCAGGCGGCCGGGAUGACCUGGGUCUGCCACUUAAAACAGCAGAGAAGUAUGACUCGGAGUCCUUCCGCUGGACCCCUGUCAAACCUAUGAAUAACAAGAGAUACCAAGUGUCAUUGCUGGUGUUCAAUGAUCUGCUGCUUGCUGUGGGAGGAUCUGAUGGAGUCUCGAAUCACAAGACUAUGGAGGCCUAUGAGCAUGAAAACAACUGCUGGAGGCACUUUGGAAGCAUGAAGUCCAAGCAUCCAGGUGGGCACGUCGCUGUCCUGAAGGCCAGUUAGGCAAACUGGACAGCAGUCUCACCGCUUACGUCUUUGAGAGACACGCAGGGAUUAACUUGAAAUCAAUUUGACUCAAGUUAAAAACACACAAAUGUUCCCUCAACCAGUUGCAAUAACAUGUACAUGUUCAAAUAGCCUACUAAAUCCACCUCCAAAAAUACCAUGUGGGACUGCUGCAAGAGAUGAACUGGUUUUAUAUAUUUAUUGUUUUACCUUUGAACAUUAUACAGAAAGUUGUGUGCAAGAGCAGUAACGUUUAAGAGUAGUUAAUGACAGACUGUACCCUAUGUGGCUAAUAUCACUACUUUAAUAAUGUGUGUUGAAAUGGAUGCUGGAAUAAAAUAUUUUGAUUGAA